Messenger RNA from Xiphophorus couchianus (Monterrey platyfish), 1414 nucleotides. RefSeq names its product dual adaptor of phosphotyrosine and 3-phosphoinositides (gene dapp1). NCBI's taxonomy places the organism in Eukaryota, Metazoa, Chordata, Actinopteri, Cyprinodontiformes, Poeciliidae. The record is from RefSeq and is a predicted model, not a curated record. The transcript is spliced from 9 exons. Bases 12 to 845 code for a protein of 277 amino acids.
CCAGACUUACAAUGACUGCUUUCACUUCCCUGUGCAGCUGCAGACCUUCCAGAGGAUCUCAGAAGCCCGACGUGGCGGCAGACCCAGAGAUGAGUGUCUACAGCGAUGCUUCCAAUGACGACUUGUGUGACGAGUUGGAGACUUUGGGGUGGUACCACUAUGACCUGUCCCGGCAUGCUGCAGAGGCUCUCCUCCUGUCCAAUGGAGGAGAUGGGAGUUAUCUCCUGAGGAACAGUAAUGGCGCUCCUGGCUGCUUUGCCCUGUCUGUCAGAGCAAAGGAUUCAGUGAAGCAUUUUCAUGUGACACGCAGAGACAAUGUCUACAUCUUUGGGUUUAAUGAGUUCCCAAGCUUUCAGGACUUUGUCAGCCACUUUGCCAACCAACCUCUCCUGGGAAGCGAUGCAGGGACCCUCAUUGUGCUUAAGAGUCCAUAUCCAUGGCGUGUGGAAGAGCCAUCCAUCUAUGAGUCAGUGCGAGUUCACACCGCCAUACAGACGGGCCGGACAAAAGAUGAUCUGGUCCCCAAAGCACCAUCGCUGGGAACCAAGGAAGGCUACCUGGUGAAACAAGGAGCAAUUGUGAAGAAUUGGAAACAAAGGUGGUUUACACUCCAUAGAAAUGAACUUAAGUACUUUAAAGACAAAAUGUGUGAGGAACCCAUUCGGACGCUGGAUUUAACAUCUUGCUCUGCAGUCCAGUUUGACUAUUCUCAGGACAAAGUCAACUGUUUCUGUCUCGUGUUUCCCGAUCGAACAUUUUACCUCUGUGCAAAGACAGGAGUUGAGGCAGAUGAAUGGAUUAAGAUCCUCCACUGGAAGCUGUCUCAGAUAAGAAAAGGGCGAUGAUGGUCAUCCAUGAAGAAACAGGAAAAUAGCUCCAUUCUCACAGAAGAUACCAGGAUAACUGAAGGAAUGAGACAGAUCUGGAAUAUGUUGCACAACACAUCUUACAAGAGGUCUUUGAACAACCUAUUGAAGGAUUUUAACAGCUCUGUAGAGUUCCUGGACUAAAAAUGUAUGUACAGCAGUGUUCUCACUGAAGAAAAAAAAAAACAUUUCAAAAUUCACACAAAUAUGUUUUAUGUAGAUAAAAAAAAUAAUUAUUUUGUUACAAUGUGCACUUUCAAAACAAUGUUAACUGUGAACCUAGACAUGUCAGUGUAGUUUUGAUGGACACAGAAUGGUUUUGGCUGUAUUUGACAGUUAUGACUGACUUGUAGCUUUUGUAGACUCAACAUGGGAAUGAGGGUAGAAGCAGAAUGUGCUUGAAGCAUUGUAUUGCAGUCAGAACCAGUACCGAUCACCGGGUCAGAUUGUUUUAUACGUGUUUGUGAUUGUAAUUAUUUGUUCAUCUCAAGUGGGAGUAAAACUUCCUGAAAUGUCAAUGAUAGAUUAAAUAAAAACUCAUAAUCAAA